CGGUUAAAUAAGCGUGAAAUGCGUUCGUGUAAAACAUCAUCAAACAGCACCGCAUUUCGGUUUCAUUUAGAAAACAUUUCAGAAUUUUCGGUUUGCUUUUUCUAGAGAAAAUUUCCUUUCGGGAGCUAUAGGUUGUUUCAUUGAAGAUUGCGCGUAUAAAACGUUCAAUCACAGUCGUUCGCUGUUGGAUCUGUACCAACUCACUGUUACCAUUUGUAACGAAUCAUAACUUACAAGUUACACCGCACAGAUCAACUUGACAAACAGAGAUUGAUCAAGGGAGCUUUAAAAUUCAAAGUAAGUAGAUAUCGUAAGCAGUAUAAAUUCUUGUAGUAAGUUGUUCGAGUAGUUUAGUUGAUAGAUAUUGGUUGGCUUAUCAGCUUUAAACAGCGAUAACUUAACAUAACAGCUAUUUUGUUAUGGCAAGAGGUCUCUUUGGCUAACCCUAGCCUAUAUAUAUAUAUAGCCUAUAGUAAAUAAAGUUUGUUCUGAGUGGUAUAUAGACUUAUUUCACUAUUUGCCGGAUUUUGUUUUUAUCAUAAAGUAUAGUUAAUUACAAAAUGAUAUUGCAUUAUUAAUACCAUUCUGUUAACGCAAAUUUUUUAAACGUAUAUUAUGUUUCACAGUUACAUAUUAAUAUUAUAAAUAUUGUCACUGUAAUUUGUACACCGUGCACACUGUAGUACAUGUAUAUUGCGAGGAUUGUACUGCGUUUUUUUUAUUCUGUACAUGUACACUGUAUUGUGUAUACACUAGUCUAUUCGUGACACAAUGCCUGCGUGUCCUCUAUACUGCUAUAUACACUGUAAUCUUCAUUUUGUGUAUUCAUGCAGUACUGUACAGUAUUCUGUACAUUGUAAUCCGUAUUGACCUGUAUCAGUAUCGUAUUUUCUGACUUAAUUAAAUUUUGAUUUCAAUAUCCAUGUCAUAUUGACAGAAAUGAAGCUAUCUGUUUCGACGUUGCUUCCAAAUAAAGGCGCGUUACAUUAACUGCAUCGAAAUAUUAUACUAAACAGGAUAAUAAUCGACGGCAACAAUCGCAGCAACACAAAUAAUCGAUUUGUCCUAUCAAAACAUCCGAGUAAAAAAAUUCAAUAGUUGACUAUAUUUUCCCGACAUGAUGACUAUAUAACUUGUGCCGUUUACCCGAACAUACAUAGGUCUGGCUAUUUUACUCGAGGCGCCGAAUCCGCCGAUGGCUCACUUGGUUUCAUAAAUAGACUCUUGCCCGCAUGCACUGAUAUAAAUGUUGAAAGGACAACUCAACGAGUAUCACAACUUUGCCUGCAUGUUAUUCCAAGCUCAUAACAAGCGGGUACUGCACUACUGCAGACAGGAAUCUAAAGUCUGGUUUGCUCUAGCCUGUGUUCCCGAGUCCACUUCACCGUGGAAAGUUUGUCACUGAGUGUGAGUGUUUAACACUCAUGCAGUCAGUUCUCUCAAACAUUUCGUAGAAAUCCUUCAAAACAUACAAUUUAUCUAUGAAAAAUUCCCACUGACACUGUGAUUACAGAAAAGGGGUUAUAGUGCAUGUAAACACAAGCCUGUGGCUGUAUAUACUAUCGUUCUUCUCGACUCGGCUGUAUACAUAAACUGAGCGAAACAAUGCAAACAGCAUCGAUUAUUGAAGUUUUGAAACUGGUCUUAACAAGAGUUUUCAAUGGUCUCUCAACUCUUUCGAAUCAAAGUUCAGGUCCUCAUGAGGAAUGGUUUGUACUAUAUCGUUCUUCGCGGGUGUAUAUACAUAAACUGAAUGAAACGAUGCUGAAACAGCAUCGCGAUUAUUCAAGCUCAGUAGACCACAGCGAGACACUCAGCAAAAGAAAGAUCACCCAGACACCCACAAACGUGCCUGACACGCAGCAGAAACAAAGCAUGCGCGUGAAGUAGGAAGAAUCGCGCAAAAAUUCUAACAAUUCCUAUUUCGAUUCUUGCCGGCGGAGAGCCUAUAUAUAUAGACCUAUAGUUGCCUAGUUUAUCGUAACUGCUCCUGGUAGGUCUAAAAAUGUAUCUACUGAAUUUGCUUUCGAAAAUUCCGUCUACCGAAAAACCUUAACCAUUACGCAUUGAUUUAUGGAACUUACGUGAGACUCCGUAACCCGGUAUCAGAGUGAAGUGCGGCUAGCCGCCUGAACGUUUAAGAAAUCAUUAUCAACUCAGAUCAAAUAAAAGGUUACAGUUUUAGGAAGAAAUAUGGUAUAGCUACUGUGUAUCAGGAUUUUUGAACAUCUCACUUGAUAGAAGUAAUUGUUGAGGGGUUUUUGUACAAUUUAAAAAGUAGUUAAGAGUUUUAUUGAUGCAUGGAGAUUUCGAUUUAUUAUUAGACCAUUACUGAACUAGGAACAUUGCCAAGACUGGCAUGAGCGUAUUUUCAUUCCAACUUUCUGAACAGUUGAACUAACGUUUCUUUGCUGCUAAAGGUUAUUUCAGAUGACUAUAAUACUCUUCAUUAUAUUUCUGUAAUCAUUUAAUGUAAUUGUAAUUUUAGAUAUUAUUGAGUAUAUGUGUUUUUUUUUAGUGUAAUAAAAUUUAUUGUAUUGUAUUGUAUUGUAUUGUAUUGUAUUGUAUUGUAUUGUAUUGUAUUGUAUUGUAUUGUAUUGUAUUGUAUUGUAUUGUAUUGUAUUGUAUUGCAUUGCAUUGCAUUGCAUUGUAUUGUAUUGUAUUGUAUUGUAUUGUAUUGUAUUGUAUUGUAUUGUAUUGUAUUGUAUUGUGUUGUGUGGACAGUUCACUGGAUAUUUCGUUCAUGUUUCUCGCUGAUUCGUUGCGAGACCGAUAAGGCGAUAAGGCCCCGUUUACAGUAUUAUUGUCUAUACCCGGCCGGAUUCGCUCGUCACGACAUCUUCUUUUGCCGUUACUAGAGGAGCAAUGACUAGCAGCAAAUGCUUAUUAGUUUGACAGAAUUGGCAUGUUUAUUUGGGUCUCUGAGAUUAAAAAUCUUCACAGCCUUUCAAUACCUACAAAAUUUGACCCGCUCCGAUAGCAAUCCGGUAUAGUGUAAACAGGGGCUAAAACUGAUGGAUCACGAGUUUCCUUUAGCUUACAAGGACAAAACAUAAAGGAUUUUUCUUUGAUUUCCUUUUGUUCUGCCUCAGUUUUAUGCUUGCAGUCGUUUACGUUGAAAUUUACUGUAUUUAUGCCCGUUGUUUUCUCUUAACAAAAACUGUUAAUAACACAUGGUUCCUAGUUGCUUGUCAAAGAAAAUUUACUCCAACUUCUAUGAUACACGAACACAAUUUGCGAGCCGGGCUCUAAUCAUAAACUUUCUGUUCCAAGAACCUUAACUGAAUCCUUAAAGAAAAGCUUUACUUAUAGAGGGGCUACCCUAUGGCACGACAUAAGGCCCGUCGAACUCGCUAUAGCUCAAUCUCUCGCUGAGCUAAAAUUUCUUAAUGAAUUGUAUUAUAUUAGUUUAUUUGCAUAUGUAUAGUCUGUAGCUCUUGUAAAUAUUAUGAUAUUUAUUUAUUAGAAAUCAGACCAGAACAGAACAGAACAGAACAGAACAGAACAGAACAGAACAGAACAGAACAGAACAGAACAGAACAGAACAGAACAGAACAGAACAGAACAGAACAGAACGUGAAUUUACCACUGAGAUUGCGGAAAGAAAAUUUAAGCAUAUCAGGAUUAUAGCCGGAAUUUUCUUAGUUUCACAUUUCAUUUGUUAUAACUCUCAAAUAAAACACUUUUUAGUCAGAGGCAAACUUGGACGGCAAGUCUUUUUUAUUUAAUUGUCUUGUCUUCCUUUCCAUCCAUCCAUCCAUCCAUCCAUCCAUCCACGGCGAGAUUCCAGGCGAGAUUCUCUCUAUCAUUUUUUGGGAGGAUUUAUUCUAUAUGACUCAUGUGUUAUGCUUAUAGCUAGGUUUAGAAAAUUACGGGAACCACUGAGUAUUUUAAUAAAAUAUAAAACAACGGUAACUCCGAAAAUAAACAUUUUAAAUUAAUAUUCUAGCUUUCGACUAAGAUUCAGUCAUGAUCAGAAGAUGAUGACUGAAUCUUAGAAUGGCUUGAAUCUUAAAUCUUAGAAUCUUGAAUCUUUGAAUUUUGUUCUGUUCUGAUGAUGACUGAAUCUUAGUCGAAAGCUAGAAUAUUAAAAUGUUUAUUUUCGGAGUUACCGUUGUUUUAUAUUUUAGGUUUAGAAGCUUAUAGUGUUAUUAAAUGCGCUAACAUAAGUUAAAUAACCUUUGCGAAGACUACUAACAUUCGCUCAAACAUUGGGACCACCAUCAACCAAAGUGGAAAAUACUGCAUGGUAUAUGUGUCAGUGUAGGCAAUAAUAAUGUCUUGAAUGUUGAAUGUCCGUAUUUUUAAGAAUAAAUAUAUUAGAAAUUUUACAUGCACACCAACAAUCUCUUAGCCAUUUGUAAUUGUAUUCAAGACAUAUAUAUACCGAACCAUAAUUUUAAUUAAAGUAAAUUUGUAAAUAUAGAUAUAUACUGUAUUGAUAGUUUAAUUUGUGUACUCGUAUUUUAGAAAUUGUUGUAUAUAUUAAUAUUGAAAUUGAGGGCUACAAGUUUAUUAGUAUACUUUUGUACUAUUACGUACUACCCUCUUGAAAUAAAGACUCUAACUAACUAACUAACUAACUAACUAACUAAGGCACUUCGUCGGCAGUGCCCUAUUGCCCUUUGACUUUGAAGGGCCUUCGCUCGAGACGUCGAAGUUCUCCUUGUAUUUUUCAGGUCGUUGCAUCAUUACUGCCCAAAACACUUUUAUCUCUGUUGUGUCCACUGUUGAUAGAUCGAAAUAGCCUCAUCUAUAGUGUCGCGGCUUUCGCAACCAAGUCAUAGUCUAGUCUCUAGAUGACUAGAUCUUUCAUUUCUAUAUAAAUCAGCCUUAGACCUUAGUCAUUGCAGAGAUAUGAUUACAUCGGUAAGGGCUUGAUAUGACAGCCAAGACCAAAUGGAAACCAUUCUUCACUGACUCCAUGCAGAGAUACGUUCGUGUAACAUUUUCAUAAAGCUGCUUGUGGAUUGCACGAGAGGAAUUCAAUUACCGCCUGAAAAAUACAAGUAAAAUUUCUACGUUUCGAGCGAGGGUCCGACGAAUGGCCUUUGUUCGAAACGUCGAUCCGUUUUACUUGUAUUUUUGUUGAAAUCCAUUCAAUCCACAGCUUUCUGAUGUUAUUGUCACCACGCUGGCCCAGACCAUUCGAAAUAACACAAGGCCGUCGGAAGUAAAAUAUUGGAGAGGGGGGGGGGGCUCAAGAAUAAAUCUGAAUAAAUCUGAAUUGCUUUCGCAAUUUUCUAGUUCUUUUGUGUGUUUUUUGCUUAUACAAAUGGUAAUUAUUGGGAGGGGGAGGGGGGGGGGCUCAGGCCCAUGACAGAGUCUGGUUUCCAAAUGGAAUUAUAAACAGACCAUAUACUGCCACUAUUUUUCACUAUUUAUCCUGCCAAGCAAAUGCCUCAUGAAACAAUCAUUUCAUGGCCUAUUAGGACAGCCUUCAUUUCAUACUAAAAACAACAAUAGAUACAUCCAGAAGCUACAAAUUAUAUAGAACAGCUGUGAACCAUUUGUAUUUUAAUUUUAGAUCAUCCACCAAAGCUAAGGAAAACUCAAAAAUGAAGAAAGUGCAGGCAGGAAUUACAAAGUUAGUCAAUAAAUUAUUAUUAUUAUUAUUAAAUUUGUCACAAAUAUUUACAAUGACACUAAUAAACAAUAUACAUAACAAGCUACAAGACAAAACACGUGAUUGGAAUGUGGAACAGGACUUACGUCCCAAUUAAUACCUCACCCCAUAUAUACUUCAUAGGCACUUUCUCGGUGUGAGAACAAACGAAAGCUUAACACUAGUCUGACCUUGAUCAUUAUUUAAAUUCUAACUGAUUUACGGUUGUUCUUACACCGAGCUAGUGAGUGAACUUUACUAAAUAUCAUUAGAUUUUAAUCCUGUCUACUGCUAUUACUAAAUUACCCACAUUGAGCAACUGUGAUGCAAGAAUGGAUCUGGAAAAUUAUGUAGAUGUUAAAUCUUCGUGACGUGCCCAAUUUAACGACAGACACAUGUCUGGAAACUGAUAAAAAUAUCCUCACUGCCAGGACCACCAUUGAAAAUCCGAUUUUCAUCAUUUUAAGACUUAUAUAAAAUCACGAGAAAUAAUCAUAAUCCUUUAUUAGCAAAUUUGCUGAAACACGAUUCUCGACUAAACACAUACAAGCGCAUUUCAUCAGUUGAUAUUACUCAUGUAUAUGAUAUUACUGUGUUUUAAAACGUAAUUGGGGGAAAGUAAUAUCUCCCAUAAUCCAUAUGCUAUGUACAGGCUAUUAUAAUACGAAGCUGGUUCAAUUCAUUGAUCAUUGUUUGUAGAAUGAUGAAUACUUUUUAAUCUACGCAUUUCUUCAAACCUUUGCGAACAUGUCGAAAUGUUUAUUUGCAAAAUUUUUUGCUGACUUUUUUAGUUCCCAUAAAAUAUUUCCCAUUUUAAGUGGUUCUUCCGAAUAGGAUAAUGUCUGAUAGUGUUUGCGCAAAUUUUGUGUUAACUUCAUAAAAAGUUCUAAAAUAGUAUUAACAGAAUAUUUAUUCCGGAUUGCAAAAUGCCCUGGACAGAAAACUAAAAAUACUUUGCGCGCAGUUGUGCGUCUGCGUCUGCCCGUAACUUUAGAAGUUAGUUCCUGUUUCGUUCACUGUCAUUGAUCGACAUCGAAGGUAACAAUUAACAUAAGUCACGCGAGAAACUAAUACUGUCAUGUGUUUAAUUGCAGCUGAAAAAUCAAACAGUAAGCGAAUUAUUAUGGAGAACAGUAGGAGUUGUCAAAACUCAAAAUAAUGAAUAAACAAUUUAAUUGAACAUUCCAAUUACUGGAUCACGUGACUGGAUGCGUAAAUGCUAUGCUACCCAAUUUACCUGUUUUAUACAGUUCACUCGUACCAGACGCAACAACUCAUAUCCGACGAUACAUCAAGAACUCACUACGUCAGCGUUGCACGAAUGAGUUUCCAAUCAGCCUAUUCGCGCAUCCCGGCCAUGAUUUCAUUAUUUUCUUUCUUAUGCUUAUUAUAAAGUUUAUCAGUUUAAGAGUUUAUUGAGUCUCUCACUCAUUGGUGAGCGGAUUGCACAACAGGCUAUUGCCCAAUUGAUAGGGGAUCUGAGGUACCUACGAUUUUAACGUCCUUAUCCGAGAAGAUGCGAGCGUCUAAUCAUUUACUGAUGUCAACUAGGUAGCACUUUCUCCUCAAUUAUUUUAAGACCUUGAGUAGAGGAUAAAGUACAUAUAGGUACGAGGCAAAGUUUUGGCAUGUAUCUAUCUAUUCAAGUAUUUUAAUUAAUGAACUAUCUAUAUAAUAAACCGUUAUCUAUCAAUCAGCUCGUACACAGGGCUUUGACCAGUUUAGGCUUAAUGUCUAUUUAAUAACGCCUCAUGCAGUAUGUAAGCCGUGCUUCGAGGUCAAAUGUGCUCUGCUCUAAUUAUAUAUCGAAGCGGAAAGGCGAUAUGAACCUCAUUGAGCAUUUGGCCCAUAAAUGAAUGCAAACAAAUCUUGCAAAUCUUAUUUACUAAUCCGUUAAAAGCUCUUAUUUAAAUCCGUUCAAUAAACAAUAAAUGGUUCCUUAAAUCUGCGCACACCAUAGGCAUAGAUGCAGAUGACUUAACUAAUCAUCAUUGGUGUAGGUCAGCCCAGCAUGCAUAGCCUGCAAGUUUUUUUUAUUAAUAUUGUUUGAGGAAUUUUGUGUUUAAAAAUAAAAAUGAUGCCUGGCCAAGAUAAGAAUUAACGUUUGCUACUUUUUUGUUGUGUCCAUAAAUUUGGCUGAAAACUGAUCUGCACGAAAGGUCUAGUUGCACUCAAAUGACGAUACUGCUGGGGAACCAAAUUUCAGUUAUUUUAUAAAAAUUGGUAUACAAUCUUAAGGCCCUGUCACACUAUUGCGUAUGAGAGAAACGUAUGAGAAGCGUAUGAAAAUUAAUGCAAUAAUUUUCAUACGCACAAAAAUCCUUUGAAAUGCCAGCGUAUGAGUACCGUAUAUCUGGCGUACCUCUAGCGUAUUCAGCGUGUGCCUAGAGUAUGUUUAUCGUAUAAAGCAUACGUCCGAUACGCACAAAAUUUUUGAACACGCUUAAAAAAAAUUUUCUGCCUUGCCGUAUGCCACCGUGUUUGAAACAUAUACAACCUAUGCCUAACGUACCCCUAGCGUAUGUCUGCGUAUACCAGCGUAUGAGUGAUAUUUUUCAUACACUGGCAUCGGCUAGUACGAUACGCAAUAGUGUGACAGGGCCUUAAGAUCGUUGCACAAUAUAUGUUGGGUUGCAGUAUUUUCUAUAAUGGUCUCAAAAACACGCUUUCCUGGUAGAAGUAAUGGAACAAUGUCGCAAUAUUUAUUAAAUGUGAUAACAAAGGUUUCACCACAGUGCCCCACCCAUAAUGGGAUUAACCCAUAGAUAUUAACACUUAUUUGGGAAAAUACGUAAAUGACGACACCUUCUAUAACCCUGGUGCUUAGAUACAAUUUUGGACAUAACAUAACCUCAGACAGGUGGAUCCGAGGGUCGAUUUCCUUCAGACUAUUUUUUUUAAGUCACGCACGCCUCUGAUAACCUCCGUGUUAACAGUACAACAUGUCACACCAUAAGUGACGCUACAGCUCAAUGUUGAGCUUGUGUUAUUGUAAAUGAUCAAAUGUUGCUUGGAGGCUGUCCACAACAUUGUUCUGGGGACUGGGACUUGGAGUGGGAAUAUGAAGUGUGACUUGUCAAUGUACACUGUAACUUUGUAUUAUUUCUUGCCUUUGGCUAAUUAGUCUUGUAGCUUCACUGAGCGUCAGAAUAUAUGAUAACAUACACAAAGGGAGCGUCGCUUCCAAAGCGACCAAAUGCUAUUUCCAUUAUAUAUAUGUGUUUACAACCAAAUUGACGGUCAGGGAACAAUUCUGUCCUUUCGUGACGUGUUUCAGUUGGCUACAAUCCUACCAUGUGUUUCAAUAUCCAACCUAGUGAAACCUACUACUGUUGUGUUCUCUCAGUCACAAAGAUUUCGAUUAUUAAUACUAGUUCGAGGAUGCAAAUGUUUCUGUUUUCCAAAUUCUGCAAGUCUGAAUUAUUCUGAAUUUUCCAUAACCUUCAGAUCUGACCUUGUUUUUCAACGUAUGACGUCAUUAUACACUUGAUGCUUAUUGUUCCCACAUGCGGUGUCGUUUGAAGUCCAACAAGGAGCAACUCUUAUCUCCCUUCAUUAUUUGUUCUGUGAAGCCAAACUGAAAUAACGCUUUCUGGAGAUUUUCUUCGGCGUUCUUAAGACUAUCUAUCUUAGGUAAUCAUCGAUGAAGUGGGAUCUCUUAAUCUUAUCUAUAAAAUAGUACUUUUAUUAUCACUGGUUAAUGCUAGGAAUACAGAGUAGCUAGGAACGCUUAGUUUUGUCCAGAAAUAAUAUUGUCAGCUAUUAAUUAAAAACCUUAUACCUGAAACACAUUAAGAAUUUUGAAGCUUUACAAAUCGUCUUUUGUUGGAAGGUUCUCACGCCAUUUUCUUACAGUAUCCUUCAUGUGUUUGUACUAUCCCUUCCCUUUUCUCCUUUUAUCUCCCCUCCCUUCCUCCGAGCGCUGCUGUACGCAGCUAGCUACGUGCUUGAAGUAAGGUUAAAUUAAGGAGAUAUUUGUCUGACUAACAGUCUCUACUAAUUAAGAAGGAUCUCUCUCGAAUCUAACCCAGCAAGGUCAACAGGGCAACGAGUUCCAAUGUAACAACAAACCUAUUUUUCACACUGAUUUUCAUCAGAUUCAACAAAUAUAUUCCACAUAUAAUCUGAUUACCAUUUUAUUUAAUAAAAAACGGAUUUCAGGAGGUUUUUAAGCCUGUUAUGCUGUAGUGUAUCGAUUAAACACUCAAUUUUGAAAAAGGAUAAAUAUAGUAUGGCAUAUUUUGACUUCACGACACUAUUCACAACAUUAUCCAACCACGGAAACAACUAAAUAAAUACUUUCGGACCUCUCUAAUACGGACGUAGAAAGGACAAAGCAUCCGCAUUAAAGAGGUGUUAUGCAGAGGUUUUAUGCAGGUUUUUCUAAUCAAAAUAUAUUAUGCCACAUAUUGAAAACUGUCUCAUCAGAGACAAAGAUGUCCAUAAGUAAUGCUUAGGCUGAUUGUUUUCCAUGCAUGCCCAGUGUUUACAAAGUGCGCGGAUAUCGCUUGAGAAAUCACCAGAUGUACGUGUACUGUACAAGAUGCCAAUUACUUUCUCAUGCAUCUUAUACACAAAUCUUCCUAGAUUUGCAGAUUUUUCGAUCGCGUGACCGCGCGCGUUUUGGCAGAAUCCCAAACAGUUAUGUUUUUAUAAGAAUCAUACGACGCAUGCAUUCUAUGCAUUCCACUAUAGGAGAUUUAAUACGUGCGUUUUCGCACUUGCGCAAACAAGGCUAUCGAUCCUAGCUACAGCGCAUUUUAUUUUAAUUAAGCAAACAUUUGCACUGUUUGACAAAUUUGUAGUCAUGGUUUUACGAUUAAUUUCGGCAUUUUCCCUGGCCGCGCAAGGAGGAAGACUUCACGAGCAUUUGACUCCAGGCUAAAGAACUUAAGUAAAGCAACCGGACAUUCUUUUAAGCCUUCGAGAUAUCGCAUAUACAUAAUCCCGGAUUUUGUUCCUGAUCUGUUCAGAAUGAUAGCAGAUUGUUAUUGAAGAAUUUUUUUAAACUUACAAAUGAAGUAACGGAUAUUUGCGUGCCACUCACGAGAGUACAAGUACAAAGGAACGAAUUCAGGUGGUAUAAGGUAGUGUUUUGGUUGAUUCUCAAGAGCCCGGCCUAAAUAAAUUUCCUUUGGUUACACCGUCAAAUAUUCUACCAAACUAUCACAUGUUUAGUUAUACGUUAAGUUAGUUCCGUCUUAUUUAGUUCGUGAAACUAUGUUUGUAUUCAUGAACUUUAUUCUAUGAUUCUAUGAACUAUUAUACAUUUACACAUUUACAGUAUGUGUACCAAAAGUUGGUCCAUCAAAUACUAUCAAACACCAUUCCGCUUUGCGUCAAUUAUUUGCGAGAUGUCAUGCUGUGUCAUGCGUCAAUUGGUUUAACCCGUUCUCGCGGUAUAUAUAUAUAUAUGGUGGUAUAAAUACAUAUGUUUUAGUAGUGAUUGAAACAAUCGAUGCAACUCCGCCCAUCAGAGCCUGACCUAUCAUACUUUAUGUUAAUAUGAUGUCUGUAUAUCCAUAUUACAGUGACUACAGCAAACACGUAGCGCAGUUUCGCUAUGACCAGAACUUGGAUUAUAAUUUAAACUCUUUCCAAUGGCCACCAAGUGACGCGAUAAACCAAAAUAAACAAAACAACACGAGUGAAGCAGUUACCUUAUAUCCUGCUGCUAUCAGAGAAUUACCCCAGUUUGAUCAGGAGGAGAUGUUAAGUUGGUAUCAAACAGUUCCACUACGCCAUGACCCGCAAGACUUCGACGGCAAUGGAACAAUACAGGAACUGCAACUUAACAGAAAAGGUAAGAAAAAUACUUGGAAAUACGGUCAAAUACCUCUUAGUAACCGAUUAUAAACCUUAAGUGAUUUCUAAAACAUCUGAUACGAAUUUCACGAAAACAAAUUGAACCAACUUCUCAAAAUGUAAUGUAUUAAAUGCUUUGCAUUUCGUGAUCAUUGCCAAGUUACAAUUCUCAUUGUCCUAAGUUGUGUUGGGGUCAUAUUUUACUUUAACUAUAACGCCUAAUGAGAUUUAUGAAUCGGUUGCGCGCAGCGUCAGAGCGAGGGAAGUAAAAAAAACAAAGAUGAUAAACACCUAUACACAUCAUAAUGAUAAUAUAAUCUAGUAGUAUAUAAUGGAAAGCCUAACGGCUUGUGUUAGGAUGGGAAUCAGAAGUUUCUAGCUGAUUUUGUAUAGUUCUACGACAAACAUUCUGAAGCCAUUUAACAUAAUAAUCUUAAUUAAUUCACCGGCGAUAUCAGGAAUGGUUUAAUAGCGGGGUAAGCAUAGUGAGACUAACAUUUUGAAUUCAAAAUAAUCAAUUGUCAUGCUUAUAUACCAAUGACAUUCUGUCAUUCAAGUAAUUUUGAUUUGAAUCGUUAGAGAGAACUUUCCCCAUCUUUUUCACGUUUACAACGUCUUAGUUUUGUGUAAAAACAACGCAUAGCCUUAUUUUGCGUGAGCCUGCCUUUAAUAAAUAUACUUUCUAAAGUCACAGUUAAUUAAUCAUAUGUAUUAAUUAAUGAUAUGUAUAUUACUUCCAGGUAACGACUUUAGAGAGCACUUGACUAAAGUGGCAAUUUGUUAACAAAAUUAGGCUUUGGUUAUGUUGGUAUAAUCAUUCAUAGUUAACAAUCUGCUUCGUUAUAACAACAUAGAAGCAAUCAAAGGGAACAAUUAUGUCUUUGUACCAAAAUUAAUUGAACGAAACCAAUACCAUAUAAAGUCUAGUUCUUUCAGCUUUCAUUACCACUUUACAUUGAAGUGUUAUUUUAAACACGUUAUAAAUAAAUGGGAUAAUCCCUCUCUCAAUCGUUGUAAUCUCAUUUUAAUAAUCACGCUAUGUUGCACGUUGGUUUCUGAUCACGCUAUAUAGGCUAUAGGUUUAUUUUCGAUUCACUAUUAUCAAGUAUAUAGGAUUAUGGAAGUUAUUUUCCAAUAGAAUAAUAUGUUGACAUUGCAUGUUUUAUAAAGAGGCAUUUAUCUGUCACAGGACUGGACGAAUUCAGAACUCAAAUUUCUACGAUUUCACCUUCCGAGUUCAAACAUGACGCAUGAAACAAAACACAUUCGAGCACAGCUAGCUAUAGGCGCAUAAACAUGCGCAAUAUCUGAUUCUGGUCAGCGCGCGUGUCAUUCUUGCACGUCAACGAUUUUUCUUGCAAACAUGGUUUAUCAAGAUAUCUUUGCAAAAUGCACGAAGGGCUUCUCAAUUAACAUAUAAAACAACGGUAUAAACUCCGAAAAUAAACAUUUUAACAUUCUAGUUUUCGACUAAGAUUCAAUCAUCAUUUCCUGAUGAUGACUGAAUCUUAGUCGAAAGCUAGAAUAUUAAAAUGUUUGUUUUCGGAAUUUCCGUUGUUUUAUAUUUUAAUUGAGAAGCACUUCGUGCAUUGUGCAAAGAUAUCUUGAUUUAUCGUUGUUUUAUAUUUUAUUAAAAUACUCAGUGGUUCCCAUAAUUUUAAGCUUCUCAAUUAUUGUAGGUGGAAUUUGCGAGUGGAUUUUUAAAAUACAUUCAUUAGAUCUAACCACGAGCAGUUGCGAUUCCGGCGCUCUAACCAACUGAGCUACAGAGAGACAGUUGUACAUGUCGAGCUCUAACCACAAGUUCAUGUAUACUUAUACUAAGAUUACGCCAAUGUACGCGGUGUAUUAUUAUUAGUACAAUUAGGCCCUGUUUACAUGAGACCAGGACGAAGUCAAACCGAAAUUAUGAAAAUUGAAAUUGUCAACAUGUUUACAUAAGUCUAUAAGACCGGUACGAAAAUCACAAAAUUUUCAAUUUAUUCCCCUUGCCAGGCAAUUUUCUUUUUCAGAUGGCUUUUGUUAGCAUGUGUUGUUCCAAUGUCAAGGUUACAGCUGAGACCGGUCUGAUAUGUAUUUGUGUUUACAUAAAUCCCAGCUGAAUUCAUGCCGGGCUGAAGUCAGUCGGCUCGGUCCAGCAGGCGGAAUGACUUGAAACCGGUCUAGUUAUUUUCGUCCCGGUCUAGUGAUGUAAACAUCUAUUUAAAUAAUACUAUGACCGAAACGAAAUGGUCCCGGUUUGACUUCGUUCCGGUCUCAUGUAAACGGGGCCUUAUUAGUAAUUAGAUCGAGAGAAAUGGCCAAAAUCCAGGUAAUGUAUUUACCCAUACUUCUAAUUAUCUUAAUUAUUUGGACAUUUAAUGUAACCUUCAAAAUUUGGUGACAAUUUACUGUAAUAGUAAAAGCAUAAAAAAUCACUUGCUGCAUAAAGUCCCUCCUUCCGGAAAGAACAAAAUAUUUUCUUUUUGUUGUCUAACCGCAUGAAUCUCCUUGUGAAACUAAUUCGUCCAAUCUCGUGUGAUCGUGGUGUAACUGGUGUUACGAUGCUAUUCGUGAAAACCCAGGCGAAAUUUACUAUAUAUCCAGGACAUUAUUAGAUCACCUCAGCCUUGCACAGUAAAACUAUGUCAAUGUACUAUUUUAACAUGAUUGAUAUGGAUGAAAGCGCACGAUAAAUUUGACUAUACCAUACAGACUUUAGAUCUAGUUGAGACAUCGAACCUUUUAUGUGACGAACCCAAUGCAAAUAUGUUCAAACAAAGAUAUUAACAUUAUGUUUGGCGAAAGAUAAGCACAAUGUUUGAAGCUAAGGCUAAGCCUUAAUGUCACCGACAUGACAUAUGCAGUGUGAGUAGUUUGUAUCGCGCAAUUGGGAUAUCGGGUGCGCAAUUUUGAUGCUUUCACAUAUAGGUGCGCAAUUUCCAAACUUUCCAAUAAAUAUGUACAUGAGAUUGUACACGUACAUGUGCAAUGUACAAUAGAGCAAUAGCUUCUAGCAAAUUAGGAAAUAUCGUGUUUCUGAUACGUGCGUGCACCCAUGCUGUACUUAAUGGAAUCGGCUUUAUUCCUUGCCAUCUUGGGUAUACAUUUAUCGCCUUGUGUGGUAGUAACCCGUGCGAAACAUCCACGUCAACUGUGUUUUGUCUACCUAUAAUUAAUAGUUUUCAUACUACCGCUAAUGGUACGUCAAUAGGGUCACAGAGUAACUAAAGGUCAAAAAGUUACUAUACAUUAUUGCAGAGUUACAUUUCCCCUGCCUUCAAAUCUUGCGGUUUAUACGGAUUGAAGUACGCAUGAUUCGACUAUGUCGCCGAGGUAGAACACGUUUGGAGCUAGUAAGGCCAGUACUGUUGGUACAUGUUUCUAACUGAUGGUGAAGCUAGCCGGAUAGGUCAUGCUUUGUAGAGGCCCACCGAGGGGUUAUGACCGACAGGCGACAUUCCUUAAAAAGAGGCGACAGACUAUCUAAAAAAGAGCGACAAGCGACAGCUUCUGAUUGGGAAAAAAGCGACAAAUUACGAGUUGUGUUAUGGGUCAAAAGUGACAGCGAUAUUUAUUACAAUAAAACAAGCGACCAAGCAGCUACAAAAUUAGUGACAAGCGACCUAGGUUACACCCUUGGUGGGCCUCUUUAUAGCCUUCCCGCAGCCCAAAUUUGCUUCGGACUGCUAGUCAUGCUAUAAUAUUCAAACCUUUAGAAAUGUAUCGUCUUUAACCUAUGUAGAUGCAAGUUUAUUUUACCAUUUGCCACGGCUGGCUUCGCCACUGGGGAAUAGUCCGAAUUAUUAAUUUAUUUCAUAUAUAGUUACAUUGACAUUUUAUAGAAUUUUUUAUAUCAAAAAGUUGCGUGCCAAUUAUGAAAAUUAAUUGACUCUGGCAUUUAAUAGGCGUUGAGAUCACUAAGAUAUUUGCUAUGUACAGCAGUACAGAAGUUAACUUUUUUAUCUUUAUGAUAUAUUCUAAGACUUCAUGCAACUACUUAAUUGAGUCUUGACUCUUGAAUGAAAUAAACUGCCACGAGAAUGACCCCACUUUAUUCGUCGAGUAAUUAGUAGUCAAUAGGUCAGCGGAUAGACAGAUUAAUUUCAAUAUAAAUUGUUUAUUUUGGUAGUUUGCUGUUAGUUCACUUAGUUGGAUGUAUUCGUGAUAGCGUGUGAGUUUCAGCACGUCAGGAAUGUAGCAUGAGCGGUCGCAUGACUUGCAUUGUAUGAGAUAUAUUCGUCUAUAUACUGUAGAAUGUUCGUUUAUGCUGCUUUAUAAAUAUAAGUUCAAUAUUAGUUUAUGCAAAUCACUCUGAUGAUUUUGUUUCAAACAUUCAGGAUUCUUCUCGGUCAUGAUUUCCUUUGACAAUGCUUUGUUCAUGAAUUUUAACGAAAUCACGAUCAAUUGGUAUUCAAGAAUAUAUAAAAGUCUGACUGAGUUCCUAGUAAAAACCUGGUCCAACUAUUAAGACUGAGAACUUUAGCUCGAAUGAGUGAAAAAUCAUUCAAAACCCAGCCAAAAUUUUUCCAGGAUUUUGCGCAUUGAAUUUCUGUUCUUACUAUCCACUGGCAUUGUUUCAAAAUACGGAGUCUUCAGUUAAAACCUAUACCAUUGUUCCAGAGGUUCUUGUGCCGCCAUAUUAUAAAUUACGUAUGCGAGAAUAGGGCGGAAAAUACGAGAACCUCUGGCAACCGGGGUAGUUAAAACUCGGCAUUUUGCCACAAAUGCACAAUUAACUUUCCGGAUGUUUCUAUCAGAACAAUAGUCAGAUGGUUGCAUUAUUACCUUUUUUAGCAUGUGUGAUAUGCUUAUAAGCUUUAUACACGGUUUAACACAUGCUUGUCUUGUGUUUACCACUAUACGCGCAACAUGGGUGCGUUGUUUAGAAUUUCCAAUACAUGAAAUAAAUCAUAUUGGUAAUACUCAUGAUGAGUAAAACACAAAAGAAACAGCACUGACUCGUUGUCUUUGAUAGCAUGAAAUUUCAACAAAUAUAAAAUCACCUUUUAUUCAAGGUUUCAUUUGUGUCAGUGUGCUAUGGUGUUCGAGAAAUGGGUUAUAUUUUCAUGUUUCAACAGGGUUAGGUAUUAGGAAACAAAGGAAUGUUACAGAAAUACUUCACAUUUCGUGAAUGAAAAACAGGCGUAACUCAAACAAGAUCUUCUUAUUGAUCAAGCACUGGCACUCAAUCUAUUCCGUAAUAUGAGAUUGUUUUGAACUUGUCCUUCUUUGAUGACCAAAAUCACCCGAAGCUCCUUCUGCCCAGAGGCUAUGAACGUCAAUGCUGAUAACACAAAAUAAAUAGGCCGCACAAAAAUGGUUCCCAUAUCAGAUGUUCAAAUGAGAUACACCAUAGAAUUAACUUUUGUGCUCUGAUUGCGGGAAGAGAAUGGGUAAAAACAUCCCACCCGGGGGCGUUAUCUGUUCCAGAAUUUCAAUUUAUCAUAAGGUGCGUCAAAAAGCUCAUACAGUUAACAGAAUCUUUUAGCACCUGAAUGUUACAUUCAUUCAUUCAUUCAAUUUCAACACUUAUUUUAUUGGAACCUAUAACAUGCCGUAGGAUUUUCCUUAACUUUAGAAAGAUACGCCGGAUAAGAAAAACAAUUGCAUACUAUAACUACCUCAAAUUCCUUCCCUUAGGCUCCAGAUUGCAAAUACUCGACCAUGACCAGAUAUUGAGACUCUUUUACUCGUUUUGGUACCGCUUUAAGAGGAGUUUUUUUAUGUUAUAUAUACGUAACACGCGCUCAAAACUAAUGAGUAUAUAAUAUACCACUUACGAUUAUGACUAUACAUUCAGUUUUUUUAUUUUUCGAUACGUAAUUUCUCGACUGGCAAUGGCGGCAAACAAACGUAAAAAGUAUGUUUAGUACUUUAACUGUAAAAUAAUGCUAGAAUGUAAAUAUUUAGAUGGUACGCCAAAGAAAAAAUGACGUCUGAAAUUCAGAAAAUUUUCCUUAUAUUGCUGUCAAUAUAUGGCGUCACGUUUAAAGAUCUUUAAAGCAUCAUUGUCAUUGAUAUAAUUGUAUUUUAAUUGACAAUUUAUUUCCAUUAUAUGUUUCUCAACCGGCAAAUGCAUUUAAAAAGGUAGCCAACUGUAUACACUAGAGGAAAGAGCUAAAACAAAGCAAUUUUGAGAGGUAUGCCAAAAAGAUUUUCGGUUUUGAACACUUUUCACCGCAAAUAUCAAGAUUUUGUUGGCAUCACAUUCGAUUGAAUAAUAGUUGAAGGGUAUUAUAAAUGGAAAUUAUCGAGUGGAAUUUGGAAAUUUAUGUACUGUUUAAUAAACGAGCAGGAGUGUUUUAUUAUGUUUAAAGACACGAGCGCGCAGCGCGAGUGGCUUUAGACAUAAUAAAACACGACCUGCGAGUUUAUUAAUUAAACGGCUUCAAACACGACUACAAAUUCAAUAGAUCUUUAUAUAAAGAAUACUAAUGAGGACACCACUACAAUAGAUACUGCCUUAUUAGUAUUCUUUAUAUAAAGAAUACUAAUUAGGAGUGUUUUAUGAGGUUAUGCAAUAACAAAGGUUAACAGCUAGGGAACCAAGCCUCGUUACGUCGGCACAUCAUGUGACCAAAAGGGGGCCGGGCGAGUAUGUAAUAAGAGGUUGGCCGCGCAUUGGUGGUAUUAGUAAUCAUUGUGCGUUGGAAGCGUAGUAAACGGAUUAGGAACAAAGAUUUUUUUUUCUCUCCUGUUCUUUUAUAUUUCCACCAAUUGUUAAUUGGUGUGAAGGUGUUAGCCCUGCGGGGGUGGUCUGCUCAAGAUACCACUGGCAUGGAUCUUAACCCGAGUCCAAGUAACAGUAGUACCAGUAGUCGUUCCAGGCCACCCCUCGGUCACCCGGGCUAACACCUCACCAUCCAAACGGGUAAGUAUGGUGAACGAAGGUGUUAAAUCAGGUUUAAAGCCACUGCACGUGACAUAUUAUGGUUGACAUGCAUGAUUUGCCAAUAAGCUUAUUAAUUAUUAAUGAGUGUUUGAAAUACAUUUAUUAUAUACCUAACCAGGUUGACAUUUACCCAUAACCUAUACAUGACAGUACCCUAUAGUAUAUAUAUAUAUAUACAUGUGAGAUUCCGGUGGCGCUCUAUAGCCUCUAACCAACUGAGCCGCUACAGCUAGAGGCCGGCCAGUUGUCGAGCUCUAACCACAAGUACAUGUAUAUACUAGGGUACUGCCAUGUGUAGGUUAUGGUUAAAUAUCAACCUGGUUAUAGGUCUAAUAAAUGUAGGCUAUAUAAAUUUCCACUCCAGUCGAUAAUUUCCAUCUACAAUAGGCUAAUAAUAUAAUAGUUUUGUUUGUGGAAACAUACAAAGAACUUAUAUAGGCUAAUAAUAAUAAUAAUAAUGGCUUUAUUAGUAGUUCAUCCACAGGGUGACUCUUCACCUACAAAUUAGCCUACAAAUGUAUAAAUAUUAUUAUAUAGACAUAAUUACUCUAUAUAGAAUCGGACUAUGAAUAUAAGUGUUUAAUUAAAAAUAUUGAAUAAUGCUAUACGAACUAUAAAGUAUAGAUAUACAAACUAUGUACAUGCUAAAUUGAGUAUCCUUAUUACAACACAAUUAAUACUUCAUUAAGAGUUUGAUAAGGAAAUUUAAACUUUGCUUCAGAAGUGCGCAUAUAGUUACUGUAAUUUCUGAGUUCAGCAGGUAAUUUUAUAUUGAAAACCUGUGCUACCCUUCAAAUAGAAAAAAAUGCCUCUUGAAAAGUAAUAGCCAGGGACGCCGGAACUGGGGGGGCAGGGGUGGCACCCGCCCCCGUUUUCCUUCACCAGGAGGGGCAAGGGGGGCAAAGGUGCCCUUUCAAUUUAAAGGAUUGCCUUGGCGAAAUAGCGAAUUGUCAGAAUAUUAGUGCAAUUCAUUUACGAAUUUGCUUCAGAAAACGCAAGAAAUGCAGUCAUCGAACUUCAAGAAUAGCACAAUCGCCUGGCGGAGAACCCCCUCACACCCCUAUCAUCCAAUAAAUAGAAAACAUGAUUAGGCGAAGUUCAACUCCCGAUGUUUCACAAACAUCUCUUAGUAUGUAUCAAUUUAAAAGUGCCCUUUCACGAAAAUCUGCCCCCCUUGCCUUCACAUCGUUCCGGCGUCCCUGGUAAUAGCAAUGUUCCUGGACUAAGAAUCAGCGAUGGAGAAGAGAGGUUGUAAUAUAAUACGAAUAUAAUAAGAGUAGCGUUCAUGAUUGCGCGCGCAUCGCUACAAAUUAAGGAGGCAUGAAAAGUGUUUCCUGUUGACAUUGUUUCUUUGAGAUUUUUUGAUUGAGCUCGUUCCGACGCGAGUUCCGAAGGACUUUUGUUUUGUCUCAGUUCAAUGAUUUUAAUCCAAAAGCCUCAAGCAGUAUUGUCACUUAAAAGCCGCAGCUUCCGAUAAACAAAAGAUUUGACCUGAAAUCGUGCCGUUUGCGCAAAGAUCCAAAUUUAAAUUGCUGGUCUCCACAUGCAAACAGGUAGUUAUUACCGUACUAAGCUCGGUAAUUAGAGCGAGGUAUUUCGGUGAUUAGGGCGAGGCCUCGAGGUGGAAUCUUUUUGAUGUAGGAUGAGUUAACGUACGUGUCAUUUUCUUCCAAAUUUUUAGGGUAGUUGGGGGUUGCGUUAUUAAAACAAACCCAUGCAUAUAGUACAACGCAGAUGUUCUAAAACAGAUUGCAAUUAAACAACAUCGCUAGUCAACCGCUUGCGAACAAAACGUCGACUUUGGAUUUCGGACUAUUUAUGUAAAAACGGUAUAAACAAUUGCUACCCGAUUCUCUGGAAUGAAAUAUUUCUAGCUAGGUAUUUAUAAACAAGUGAAAAAGUGAAAAAAGUUGAGUCGGCAACCUUUGGUGGCAAAGUUAUUCUAUACACAACAUCCAAGCUUAGCCUGAAGGCAAUAAGAAGUGGGAGGGACCUUUCGCAUAUUUUCCCAUCAUAACAAAAACUCUGAUAAAAGAAGAGACAAUCUUCUGAUGAGUAUGACGCUCGCUUUUUUUAUGUACGGAGCUUUCUAUUGUUACAAAGGCACCUAUAGUUAUACUAUCCUCCGUGACUUUUAAGCGGCUUUCCAAAGCUGACCGUUGAUCGGGUAACCCAGGCCAAUGUCUAGUAAUGUUAUUAUCCGGCAAGCCUCGGUCAAACGAUUAAGAUGAGAGUUGAGAAGCGAGAGUUUGCAUUAGAGACAUUAUUUUUCGUAGCGAAAAAUAACUCUCAUCAAAAUUUGAACCAGUUCAUGAGAGUUCGUCGAUGACUCAUCUUCUUUACCGAGACUUAAGAUGGACCGCUCGCGAAGAAAAUCUCUUAAAUAAUAUAUAUUCCUAUGACAAGAAAUAUUCAUGUUCUUCAAAACAAUAUUAUGUUAAACUAUAGUUUAAAUCCCAGUAUUCAAUAUUUCAUUACUCAAUAAUUCAUGACUCGUGAGUAAAUUAGCCAACCAUAUUGCUUUAUUUUGCUCACAUGAUAAUACCUGGUGAAGUAUAUUGAUCCAACCCUAUAGCCUAGGGCUGGAUCAAAAUUAAUUCAGUUCUUAGACUGGAUCAAAAUUAACUCAUCUCCAUUUCAGUAGUGAUUUAUUCGUAUGAGAUGUCAUUUUAAAUCCUCCAAUUCUCCUCCUCCAAUUCUCCAAUCCUCCUCCUCUCAAUUCGACUUCAAGUCCUCGCAAUUUGAUCAAAUGGACCAUUUGCAUUAUAGACUAAAUUUUGAUCUAGACAAAAAUUUCAUCACAGCUUGAAAGAGCAUUAAAAAAUUAGUAAUAUUCCCAAGUUUCGUUGCGAAAUGUUGUAAAAUACGGAUAAUAUAGCUUUGCAAAGUUUGCCGUUUUUCAGUCAUUUUGUAUUACGCACGGGAAAUUGACAGUCCCCAAUCGGGUGUUGGGGCAUCAAUUUCCCGUUUGUAAUACAAAAUGACUGAAAAUUGCAAACUUCGCAAGGCUAUAUUAUCCGCAUUUUACAACAUUUCGCAACGAAACUUUGGAAUAUUACUAAUUUUGUGAUGCUCUUCAAGCUGUGAUGAAAUUUUUGCCUAGAUCAAAAUCUAGUCUAUAAUGCAAAGUCUAUAAUGCAACUUGAAAAUAAUCUAGUCUAGUCCUCAAAGUCGCAUUUGAAAUAUUACUUAUUAUUUAACAAGUACAGUAUAACUACAUCAUAAGGUUGUACGUUUUAUACUAAUUUUUGGCAUUUUCAAAAACAGUAGUUCAACGUUCAAACAUCAAUAGCGCAGUCAAUAUUGAAUGUAAAUUCAAGUGUUGUAUAUCAAAAUCUAAGAUAGUCCUUUCUGAAUGCACUGAUCUUUUAUUACAUUGCGAUAGUUUUUAUAGCUUGUACGUUACAUGAUAUCAAACAGUGUCCAGUUUUUUUUGGUACUGACCAAUUUCACAAACUAUGCACGACAGCCUCGAUAACUCAGUUGGCAGUUGCACUAUGUAAAUUAUUGGGGUGUAUACUAAUCAAUGUUUACUUGUAUUUUUACAGAACGUUUGUUGACUGAAAGGCAGAAAAGAUUUCGUACGUCCUUUACAACCUGUCAACUUGGAAGACUAGAAGAGGAAUUCCAAAACGAUAAGUACGCCGUGGGAAUGAAACGGAUGCGUCUCGCCAGGGAACUGGGUCUCACUGAGAAGCAAAUCAAGAUUUGGUAUCAAAAUCGUAGGAUGAAAUAUAAGAGAGUUUGCCAGCGUAUCCACAACAAAAGAAUGGCCGCUGUUAAUACCUACUGGUAGAUAACAUGGUCAGGAACAUGGCCAAAUGUAUACUAAGAGGCUAUUAUAAGGAAAUAUUUGCUGAAAAGAGCAUAUAAAACCAGCCAAGACUACGAGGCAUAAAUAGAAGUAAAAUGAAAACAUGUUUUCGCAUUUGCCCAACAAUUUUUUCAAGUUUAUUGUUACAUUCUCAUGUCUGGCGCAUGAAUUUAUUUCUGUUUGGUCACGACCCAAUCACCUACAAAAUUGCCGUUCCCAUACAUUGGGGUUAUCAACCCCAUCCCCACAUACACCUAUACCUACGCCCUACGACCCUAAUCACAAUCCUGAUCCUAAAGUGUAUGUUUGCGCUCGACACAAAAGGAUAUAACCAAGGCCAAGCUUAUCCAAAUGGAAAACCUAGGUUUUUAUCAUUUCCUCUUGUGCGCCGAGCCGAAAGCACGAGGUGUAUAAAUGUAAACAAAAACAGUUUCUGAUAGGUUGAAUUUUAUCAAGCUCUUGUCAGCAAAUUGUUCUGAUGAUUACGCCAUGUUUGCCAAAAUCAUGUUUUGUCUAAAGAAACUGUAUUACCACAGAAUACUACACAGAAGUCUAUCUCCAUUGUUUUUAGCGUAAGCUCUAUUCGUCAUGAUUCGUCACUCAGCAAGUACCGUAAACAGAAGCAGUCACCCCCCUGGACAUACGCCAUUUUUAGUAUUUCCAGGGGGGUGACUGCUUCUGUUUACGGUACUUGCUGAGUGACGAAUCAUGACGAAUAGAGCUUACGCUAAAAACAAUGGAGAUGGACUUCUGUGUAGUAUUCUGUGGUAUUACUCUACCUAAACGUAAGCUAUUAGUCAUAGAAUUAUCAUUUAGCAAAUGAGUUUGUAUAUAUCAUUAUUAAUUGUAAGCGUUCCAUAAACUAAAUAUUUAAAGAACACAAUAAACUUUUUAUCAAACCAUAAUAUACGUAAAUUUAAAAAUAUAGUCGUAUUUUUCAUAUAUAUAUAUAUAUAUAUAUAUAUUUAUAAUGUAAUUUACUUUCCAUACAUUUUUACCCAAAUUAUGUAAAAUACUUUGGAGAUUUUCGAAAAUGUACAUAGAAAUAUAUACAUUCUAAAUCAUACGUGCAUGCAUGAAUUUCGCCUGUAAAUAUUGCAUAGCUGCUUUGAAUAAAUUUAUCAG
Messenger RNA from Paramuricea clavata, 23223 nucleotides. The record is from the annotation of a GenBank genome assembly. Lineage: Eukaryota; Metazoa; Cnidaria; Anthozoa; Malacalcyonacea; Plexauridae.